AUGCCGCUGGUGAAGCCACUCUGUCGCGUUUGCGAGCGUCCGACGGCGGACGGCGCUGUCCAGGCUGUCCAAUUGGACAAGGAGAAGCUGCAGACUUGGCUCCUAAAUGUUUGUGGCAAUGAAUUUGCUGAGGAAAUCGAGGAUGAAGAUCUGAUUUGUUAUUUCUGCAUAUGGCACGCUGACGAUUUUGAAGCCUUGGCUUGGUGGCCGCAGGAUCUGGAAUAUUUGGACGACGUGGCGAAGGAGCUCAGGAAGAAAUAUCUAGACGGAAAAGCAGAGCAGUGCUGGGUGCAGCUGAAGAAGAUUGAGUUGCCGAAAAGCGAGAAAGACGAAAAUGCAGAGCACGUGACAAAGUCUGACGGUCAGAAGAGCGGGAGAAAAUGUUUCUACUGUGGAAAAAUGGUCGCAAACAUUGGCAGUCACAUGAGAAAAAUGCACGCGAAUGCCAUCAGAUGUGACUAUCGUAAAUGUGUCACUUAUUUCCACACUUUCGAGGAAAAGGUGAUUCACACAAAGGAAGUGCAUGAAAAGUCACAAGCAAAGAAAAUGUUCAAGUGCAAUUUUUGUGAGAAAGAGUUUCGGUGGCCCAGAGACCUCAGAAAUCAUAUUCGUCGUGCACAUGCCGAGUUUCACGUUAGAUGCAAAUUCUUUGGUUGCCUUUCUUAUUUCAAAUCCGAACCUGAAGUGAUUUUCCACUUCGACGCUCUUCACAAGGAAGAAGACAAAGCAAAGGGGUACAAUUGCCACCAUUUGGCACGCGACUCGAGUGACGCCACUUGCAAUGAAUGGACUGGUGGAAGGGGAAGUCUGACUGCCCGCAGCGCCACAAAUGGCAUCAAAAUUUAG
This is a messenger RNA of Cloeon dipterum, 846 nucleotides long. RefSeq lists its product as uncharacterized. The record is from RefSeq and is a predicted model, not a curated record. The coding region runs from base 1 to 846 and encodes 281 amino acids. NCBI's taxonomy places the organism in Eukaryota, Metazoa, Arthropoda, Insecta, Ephemeroptera, Baetidae. The transcript has 4 exons.